UUAUUUAUAUUAAAAAUUGGGCCAAUGGCGGAGCAGCAGAAGAAACGCUUGGAGAAUGCCAUAAGCGACAUGAUCGAGGACAUGUACCGUACGCACUUGCGCCAGAUGCAGUCUGCGAUGCAUCGCUGCGCUGCCAAGUGCUGUGACAAUGAGCGUGGAACGCUGGAGAGUGUGCAGAACUGCAUCGAGAAGUGCGCCGGUCCCCUGAUGGAUGCCCAGGAUUACCUUCAGCACGAGCUCGGACAAUUUCAGAACCGCCUGCAGAACUGUGUCAGGGAUUGCAACAGCGAUGCCCGCUCUAGUCUGCCCAGCAAUCCAAGCAACAAGGACAUGGCCCGAUCUCAGCACAUGUUUGAGGGUUGCACGGGCAACUGUGUGGACAAGCACAUUGACCUAUUACCUAGUCUGCUCAAGUCCAUCAAGCAGACCCUGGACCGGGGUCCGCCCAAACGGUCUGUUAUCCGGGACGCCAACUUGGAUGUCUGAAGUUUGUUCUGAAAAUGGGAGACCACCCAGGAAGCUCGCUCCUCGGAUAAAUUAAUACACCAUUCGGGGAGUUGUCAAUAAUUUCACUUAUAUAUUGAAGAUUUUUGGUAAAGAUAAACUAAGGCUAAUGAUACACUUAAAACGAAACUGCGAUCCGGGACGGACGGGCUUAUCGGAGGAAGGCUUAUCAGCUAGUCCAGUGCCCACGUGGCCCUCGCUCGCCCGUUUCCGAUUCCGAUCCCGGAUCUCCUUGGGCCCUAGCACGUUAAAUAUCUAGUAAUAAAGAUUCUUAGCAAUA
Drosophila kikkawai is the source of this 784-nucleotide messenger RNA. Its product is annotated as protein FAM136A. Gene Ontology annotation, cellular component: cytoplasm. The record is from RefSeq and is a predicted model, not a curated record. NCBI's taxonomy places the organism in Eukaryota, Metazoa, Arthropoda, Insecta, Diptera, Drosophilidae.